Molecule: messenger RNA, 3943 nt
Organism: Thalassophryne amazonica
Lineage: Eukaryota; Metazoa; Chordata; Actinopteri; Batrachoidiformes; Batrachoididae
Product: protein IWS1 homolog
Exons: 16
Coding region: 141-3425 (1094 amino acids)
Biological process (GO): poly(A)+ mRNA export from nucleus
Cellular component (GO): nucleus
Source: RefSeq, a predicted model, not a curated record
CAUAGAAGAAGCGGCGCUGCUCCAUUUUAUUUUGCUAGCUUCAGGAGCUAUUAGCUAAUUUAGCUUUAAUGUGUUUAAUUCCGCUCAAACAAUAACGUUUUUCUUUGUUUCAGCCUGAGUUAGCAACUUUUUGUCGGGACAUGGACGGAGAUGAGGACGAUUUUAUGUCAGGGAACCGAUCCGAUGAUGGCAGCGGCACGCCGGUCCUGGAUGAAAACCCGUUGUCAGACGGUGAGCUGAGGAGCAGUGGUCAUCAGUCUGAGGAUGAAGACUGUAAGCGUGGAGCUGUCCCUGAGGCCAUGGAGACCAAUGAGGUUUCCAGCGACUCUGACGAUGACCACAGAGAUGCCGACAGCAACUCAGAGGGUGACGCCCCUGGGGUCCCAGAUGAUGAUGGCAAAAGUGAUUCUGAACCGGGAGCUGUGAGGCCUGAUGACAGUGAUGAGGAAUCCUUCGAUAAGCAAAGGAUCAGUACCUUCGACAAUGACGACGAAGACAACUUGUCAGACAAACAUCACAUGAGUGCGUCUGACAUUGAAGACUCGCCAGGCAAACGCCAUACGAGUGCAUCGGACGAAGAAGACGACUCUCCAGAGAAAGGCCGGCAGAGGUCAUCUGACAACGAAGACUCGCCGGUCAAACGCCGUACGAGUGCAUCGGACGAAGAAGACUUUCCAGAGAAAGGCCAGCAGAGGUCAUCUGACAACGAAGACUCGCCGGUCAAACGCCGUACGAGUGCAUCGGACGAAGAAGACUUUCCAGAGAAAGGCCAGCAGAGGUCAUCUGACAACGAAGACUCGCCGGUCAAACGCCGUACGAGUGCAUCGGACGAAGAAGACUUUCCAGAGAAAGGCCAGCAGAGGUCAUCUGACAACGAAGACUCGCCGGUCAAACGCCGUACGAGUGCAUCGGACGAAGAAGACUUUCCAGAGAAAGGCCAGCAGAGGUCAUCUGACAACGAAGACUCGCCGGUCAAACGCCGUACGAGUGCAUCGGACGAAGAAGACUUUCCAGAGAAAGGCCAGCAGAGGUCAUCUGACAACGAAGACUCGCCGGUCAAACGCCGUACGAGUGCAUCGGACGAAGAAGACUUUCCAGAGAAAGGCCAGCAGAGGUCAUCUGACAACGAAGACUCGCCGGUCAAACGCCGUACGAGUGCAUCGGACGAAGACUUUCCAGAGAAAGGCCAGCAGAGGUCAUCUGACAACGAAGACUCGCCGGUCAAACGCCGUACGAGUGCAUCGGACGAAGAAGACUUUCCAGAGAAAGGCCAGCAGAGGUCAUCUGACAACGAAGACUCGCCGGUCAAACGCCGUACGAGUGCAUCGGACGAAGAAGACUUUCCAGAGAAAGGCCAGCAGAGGUCAUCUGACAACGAAGACUCGCCGGUCAAACGCCGUACGAGUGCAUCGGACGAAGAAGACUUUCCAGAGAAAGGCCAGCAGAGGUCAUCUGACAACGAAGACUCGCCGGUCAAACGCCGUACGAGUGCAUCGGACGAAGAAGACGACUCUUCAGAGAAAGUCCGAACGAGGCCAUCUGACAGUGAAGACUCCCCAACGAAACGCCAGCGGAGCGCAUCAGACAGCGCUGAUGACGACAUGCCAAGAAAAGGUUCAAAGUUUUCAGAUGAGGAAGAACGCUCUCCAAAGAAACACCUGGUGAGCACAUCGGACAACGAGGAAGAGUUGACAGAUAAACGUGGCACUUUGGACAAUGAGGAAGUGGCACCAACACUUGCCAUCAAAGAUGGGGGGAGCACUUCUGGCAUGGAGGAAGAAGAACAAAGACCCAAAGCAAACUCCAGCAGUGACUCUGAGAAAGAGGAUGUCAAACCGGUGAUGUCAUCUGUCCAACAGUCGGAUCAGGACAGUGAUUCUGAUACAGCAACACCUGCCAAGCGUAAGGUGGCACUGAUGGACUCUGACGAGGAGGAUUCUGCAAGACAGCAGGAGGAGGCCUUAAGGGGACGGAAACGGAUGGCUGUGAUGCAGUCUGACAGUGACGAGGAGGAAGGCGGAAAGAUGGAGGUGACAGGAAGUGACAGAGAGCAGAACCAGAAGGAGGUCAAGCAGAAAGACAGCGAGGACGACAGCGAGAGUGAGAAGCCAGUGAAGAGGAAGAAGGCCAUCCUGUCAGACAGUGAGGAAGAGGAGGUGUCUGACAGAGUGAAGAGGAGUCGUGCCGUUUCAGACGAUGAGAACUCGGACAGUGACGGAGACUCCGGAGGUCCUGAUCAGAGUCUGGCAGCCAAACUGAGAGAACUUGGCUCUGAAAGCGAGGACGAUGAUGAGAGGUCAAAGGUCUUGGCAGGCAGCAAGGAUGAGAAGGCGCUAUUUGGCAGUGACAGUGAUUCUGGAGACAAUGAAGAGAAAAUGAUCGCAGACAUAUUUGGAGAGUCUGGAGACGAGGAGGAGGAGUUCACGGGUUUCAACCAGGAGGACCUGGAAGGAGAUAAAAAGGAGCUGAAGGAGAAGCAGCAGGAGGUGGAAGAGGAGUCUGACUCUGAUGAGGGGGUGGGCCGCGGCGGUCAGGACACCAGUUUCAUGUCAGACUUUGACAUGAUGCUUGCCCGGAGGAAAGCCAUGAACAGCAGGAAGCGGCGGCACCGUGACGGAGGCACGUUCAUUAGCGACGCAGAUGACGUGGUCAGCGCCAUGAUCACAAAGAUGAAUGAGGCUGCAGAGGAGGAUCGAACCCUGAACAGUCAGAAGAAACCGGCACUGAAAAAGCUCACUCUGCUGCCCACCGUCGUUAUGCACCUGAAGAAACAAGACUUGAAGGAGACGUUUAUUGACAGCGGCGUGAUGUCUGCCAUUAAAGAGUGGAUCAGCCCGUUGCCAGAUAAAUCCCUGCCGGCUCUGAGGAUCAGGGAGGAGCUGCUCAGGAUCCUGCAGGAGCUACCCAGCGUGAGUCAGGAGACACUUAAGCACAGCGGGAUCGGACGGGCCGUCAUGUUUCUGUACAAACACCCCAAAGAGUCACGAAACAACAAGGACCUGGCACUCAAACUCAUCAAUGAGUGGUCCCGCCCCAUCUUUGGCCUAACAUCCAACUACAAAGGGAUGACCAGAGAGGAGCGGCAGCAGAGGGAUCUGGACCAGCAGAUGCCCCAGAGACGGCGACUGAGUUCGGGGGGUCAGACGCCACGGAGAGACUUGGAGAAGCAGCUGACAGGAGAAGAAAAAGCUCUGAGACCCGGUGACCCCGGUUUCUGCGCCCGGGCGCGGGUACCCAUGCCCUCCAACAAGGACUACGUGGUUCGACCCAAGUGGAAUGUAGAGGUGGAGUCCAGCAGGGGUCCAUCGAAGAAGGGAUUAUCUCGUGUGGACAAACAGAUGCGUCGGUUUGCUGACAUUCGCCGCCUGACAAAGACGGGACACGCGGUUAAAGUCAGCGUGGAGGGAAACAGGAUGCCGCUCUGAUUUUUAGCUUUGUGACUUUUUUUUCCAAUGUAUUUUUUCUUCUUCAGGUUUUGUAUUUUUAUUUGCAGUUAUUGUAACAGACUCUAUAUUUGUUCAGACUCCACAGGAAGUUUCACCUGGACAACAGGAAACAUGAUGGGACUUUAAGAAUGGUCCAAAACCUGUGAAUGACUGUGAGGUCUUCAGCCCGUAAAACCCCAAACCUGGGUGUCCAGGUACUUGUGGACCUGAGUGGGUGGAGUUUGAUGUUAACUGUUUCGAGUUUUGUGACGAUUUCACAGUAAAACUUCACAAAGUUUAAUUUGUGAUUCUUAGGGGGGGGAAAAAAAAAUCAUAUCUUUGAAGGUUUUUAGGACGCGACGCAAAGCUCCCCGCUGUGAUCAUCAGACUGUCAAAAUGUUCUCGGGACAAAUUCACACAGCUGGUGUGUGUGUAUGUGUGGGUGUGUGUGUGUGGGUGUCCCAUCUCUGCGCUAUUCCGUCACAUGAUGCUUUUCAUAAUAAAGACAUUAAAAUGUG